Molecule: messenger RNA, 879 nt
Organism: Mangifera indica (mango)
Lineage: Eukaryota; Viridiplantae; Streptophyta; Magnoliopsida; Sapindales; Anacardiaceae
Product: putative B3 domain-containing protein At5g35780
Exons: 1
Coding region: 1-879 (292 amino acids)
Molecular function (GO): DNA binding
Source: RefSeq, a predicted model, not a curated record
AUGUUUUCUGAAGACAUGAUGGAAUCUGAUUCCAGUGAAUCUUCCACAGAGCAUAUCAGUGAUGAAGCAUCACAAUCUGAACUUUCGGAGUUGGAAAUAUUAAAAGGUUUUCAUAAACGUGCGAGAAAGGAUCCUGAAGUGGCAAAACUUAAGAGAAAAUUAGAGUUUUACGAGAGGACUGGUACCACUUUAGGCUUCUUCCUACUUUCUUUACCCGUGCCGAGGAAAAAGAGAUCAGUGAUCAUAACACAGAAAGACAAAGGAAUUGAUUCUUCGGAACAAGAUACAAGAUGCUUCAAAUGGAUGAAGCCUAUAGUAUGUGAUAUUGGUAGUACUUCAAACCAAGGUAAGUUGGAUAAAGAUAAGGAGAAAAAAGAGGAAAGAAAGGAACGAAGGAGAAAAGGAAGUCGCAAAAAGAUGAAAGUCCCAGUUCCACGACAGCUGGUUCCGGAGGUAGAGGAGGAACCUCCCAUGCCAGAAAGAUUGAGAGCUAUUGUUGAAGAAAAGAAUGGCUUGGAUAUAACAUUUGUUAUGCAAAAAGCAUUAACAUCGACAGAUUUAGCCCAACAAAACAAUCGUCUUUCAUUACCAAGGAAACAAGUCAAGAAUCAUAAUUUCCUUACUAAUGAAGAGAAUGACAUACUUGAUGCGAAGACCCAUAAUGCGAUAAGCAUAGAAUUGAUUACACCAUCUGGCAAUCCUGUCGAGUUGACAUUAAAGAAAUGGAGAAUGAACAGUACCUUCGUGUAUAAUUUCAUUGGUGCUUGGUUUAAGAAGGUCGUCAAUGACAAAAGCAAUGGAUUAGAAGUUGGAAAAAAGGUUAGACUCUGGUCGUUUCGAAGAACGUCAAAGUUGUCUUUUGUUUUAGAUUGUAAUUAA